AUGAAAGGAAGUUUUUUGUUGGGCAUCUCUAUAAUGAGCUAUCUCUUUGUGGUUUACCUGAAAGUCCGCGAGCUAAGACAGCUAUCCAAGCCACCAUCCAAGGUAUACCUUAAGCUAACAACACUCGAGCAGGUAAAGAAAACCAAGGCGUAUAACAGAGACAAGCUAAUCAUGUCGAUCUUUGAGCUUACUCUUCUUCUUAUGAGAGACCUUUAUCUGAUCAAAAGGGGAGUGCUUGAGAAUGUGUACACCAAGCACUUUAUGGGCAGCUGGUACGGAGAUGCCUUGUUCUUGGUGGGAUAUGCUCAUCUCCAGAGGCUUUUUGACCUCCCACUUGGAGUUAUUUCGACGUUUUACAUCGAGGCUAAGCAUGGAUUUAACAAGACAACACUCUCGACAUUUUUGAUGGAUUUCCUGAAGAUGUCACUUAUAAUCACGGUUCUAUUCGGGCCUUUUUCUUAUGUUUCAACAAACAUCAUCAAGAAGUACUAUAAGACGUCUUUCUACAUCUAUCUGUGGGUCUUCAUGGCUGUUUUCCAGAUAGGGCUCGUCAUCGUAUAUCCGAUUGCCAUUCAACCUCUGUUCAACAAGUUUGAGGAGAUGGAGGAGUCCAAUCUCAAGACAAAGAUCGAGAAGUUGGCUGAAAGGGUUGGAAUUUGUGCCAAGAAGAUACUGGUAAUGGAUGCAUCGAAGAGGUCUGGGCAUUCUAAUGCCUACUUCAUAGGACUUACCAAGGAAAAAAGGAUUGUGAUAUACGACACUUUGCUGAAACAAGUGGAUGAGGAGGAAACUCUUGCUAUUCUAUGUCACGAGCUUGGACAUUGGAAGCAUAACCAUGUUGUAAAGAUGACAUCCCUUGUCCUUCUCAUCCAGCUGCUGUAUCUGUAUGUAUUGAAUGUUUCAUUGAACUCCAAACUCUUUGGGGAUGUUGUGUUAGGAAAAGAUCUGCCGUUGCUGAUAAGAUGCAUCUACUUCCUUAUGGUAAUUGGGGCCUUCAGUGUUCCCGUUGAUGUGCUAAGGAAUUUCAUAUCCAGGUACUUUGAAGCCCAGGCAGACAGGUUUUCUGUGUCACUUGGAUAUGGGAAAGAGCUUUCGUCUGGGCUGGUCAAGCUUUUCGAAAAGAACAGCAGCAACAUGGAGCCGGAUCCGCUUUAUGCAGCAAUUGUUCAUACACAUCCCACCGUGAUUGAGAGAAUCAAACUGAUUGAGGAUGAGAUGAAUAAAACCAAGUAG
This is a messenger RNA of Encephalitozoon cuniculi GB-M1, 1233 nucleotides long. Its product is annotated as CAAX prenyl protease 1. The record is from RefSeq and is marked provisional. Gene Ontology annotation, molecular function: metalloendopeptidase activity. Bases 1 to 1233 code for a protein of 410 amino acids. The transcript has a single exon. Gene Ontology annotation, cellular component: endoplasmic reticulum membrane. Lineage: Eukaryota; Fungi; Microsporidia; Unikaryonidae. Gene Ontology annotation, biological process: CAAX-box protein processing.